GCAGUGACGUCACUUCCGCUUCCUGCCGCGCGCGGCCAUUUUUGCUCUUUCUUUGCUACUUUCCGGUCGAAGAGAGUGUUCCUGCUCUGACGUCGGCGGCCCUCCGUGAGGGAGGCAAGACGGCGGAACCGCAGCCAUGACUGAGGCUGAUGUAAAUCCGAAGGCCUACCCUCUCGCAGAUGCCCACCUCACCAAGAAACUAUUGGACCUCGUUCAGCAGUCAUGUAACUAUAAGCAGCUUCGGAAAGGAGCCAAUGAAGCCACCAAAACCCUCAACAGAGGCAUCUCUGAGUUCAUUGUGAUGGCUGCAGACGCCGAGCCCCUGGAGAUCAUUCUGCAUCUCCCACUGCUGUGUGAAGACAAGAAUGUGCCCUACGUGUUCGUGCGCUCCAAGCAGGCCCUGGGGCGGGCUUGUGGGGUCUCCAGGCCUGUCAUCGCCUGUUCUGUCACCAUCAAAGAAGGCUCACAGCUGAAGCAGCAGAUCCAGUCCAUUCAGCAGUCCAUCGAAAGGCUCUUAGUCUAAACCGGUGGCCUCUGCCACACUCUCCUACUGACUCCUCCCUCCGGGUUGUGUAUCAUAUUUUCUGUUAGCAUGUAGUAUUUCCAGCUACUUUCUAUUGUUAUAAAAUAUUGUAAUACUAAGUCUGGUUUUUACACUUUUGUAUUAUUUUUGUUUUGUCUUACAGGUCGUCAUCUGCCCCCUACCCCUACCCUAAUCUUUCUUUCCAUUUUCUGCUGUCUUUCCUCCCUUUCAAAAAAUGAACUAAUGCCCAGAACAGGCAGAAACAGAGUGGUGACACCAUUCAAAGGCAGAGAAGAGCCAGGAUUGAGAUCCACUUCCAGCUUUCAGGCACUAACUCCCUACUGUGUGCAGGACAUGAUAAAGUAACCACCACCCACUUGGUAUCCCUUGUGGCUGGCAUACAUAAUUAUUCCAUACUUGUUUAAAUGAUCUGGGGGUUUCCUUUGCUUUCCAGGGGAUUAUAUAUCAUUUGGGGAGGAAGCAUGUAUUCUGCGAGGUGGUUCGUUGUGUCAUUUGCUAACAUGCCACUGCUGUUUCCUUUUGGGAAUAUGUUAUGUUCCCCCCUAACUCCCAGCUGUGCCCCUGAGGGUGACAGGACAGCACCGUACCAGAGAGAUAUGUGCGCAGAAUUCCAGAGGUGGCCUAGGCGAGUGAGUUAUGGGGCUUCAAGGAGUCUGGAGGGGCAAGAGAAGAGGCUCAGCUGGUUCUGGAAUGCAGGAUUCGGGGCAAGUCAUGGAGACCUAGAAGCUACAGCAGAGAUGAUGGGUCCAAGGAGACAGCCUCUGGUGACUGCAGAUUUCUUCAGUGGACACUUGGUACCAGCUCUGAGAGCCCUUAACCCUAUUUCCUGGGUCAGGUGUAUGUUCUUUAUCACAUCAGAAGGACAGUGCUAAUGUGUCAUUCUUGUGAGCAUCCUAGUAAAGAAAUAUAUUCAUAGUCCAAUUUAAA
This is a messenger RNA of Pteropus alecto (black flying fox), 1471 nucleotides long. RefSeq names its product small nuclear ribonucleoprotein 13 (gene SNU13). Bases 137 to 523 code for a protein of 128 amino acids. Gene Ontology annotation, cellular component: small-subunit processome; U4/U6 x U5 tri-snRNP complex; precatalytic spliceosome. Gene Ontology annotation, biological process: maturation of SSU-rRNA; mRNA splicing, via spliceosome; ribosome biogenesis. The record is from RefSeq and is a predicted model, not a curated record. NCBI's taxonomy places the organism in Eukaryota, Metazoa, Chordata, Mammalia, Chiroptera, Pteropodidae. The transcript has 3 exons. Gene Ontology annotation, molecular function: RNA binding.